Momordica charantia (bitter melon) is the source of this 1809-nucleotide messenger RNA. Its product is annotated as VAN3-binding protein. Lineage: Eukaryota; Viridiplantae; Streptophyta; Magnoliopsida; Cucurbitales; Cucurbitaceae. The record is from RefSeq and is a predicted model, not a curated record. Gene Ontology annotation, biological process: auxin-activated signaling pathway; leaf vascular tissue pattern formation; phloem or xylem histogenesis.
AACAAAUUUGCAUAACAUAACCAUUUCUGCAACCGUACUACAGCGAUUCCAUGCCUUACGGACACCACACACAUAUAUCUUCCAUUUUAUUUCCCUUUUCUUUUUGUCUUCUUUCUUUCUCUUUUUUCCUUUUCUCCUCCAUCCUCCGCCUCCGCCAUGCCUCCGCCGCCGUCCUCCGCCGCCGCGCCACUCGAUUCCUCCUCCCUGGACUUCCUCUACCGGUCUAAUUGGGCCGUCUCCCCCUCCACUAACUUCCUCAAUUCCAAGAUUCCGGUCGGGGGUUACGCCGCCGGCGACAUUAUUAUGGACAAUAAUUCCGCCGGCCAUUCCGACUCCGACGGCUUUUUGGUCUUUAUGAACCCCUUUUCCUAUACUUCUUCAGAAACCUCCCAAAUGGUCAUGGAACGUAUCUUGUCGCAUUCGCAAGACGUUUCUCCUCGGAAUUCCGGGCGGUUGUCGCACAGCAGCGGCCCACUAAACGCCGCAUCAUUAACCGACAGCCCACCUUUUUCUCCUUCUGACAUCGCCGACCUCGACAACAAGGUUUACCGCUCCAACUACGCUUUGAAUUCUUCCCAUUUAAGAGCCACCGUGAGUGGGUCCGGCGCCUCCGCCGCCGGCGGCAAGACCGUCGGCAGGUGGCUCAAGGAGAGGAAGGAGAGGAGGAAGGAGGAGAACAGAGUCCAGACUGCGCAGCUCCAUGCUGCCAUUUCGGUUGCCGGAGUCGCGGCGGCUAUCGCCGCCAUUGCCUCCGCCUCCGCCUCCGGUGCCAAUGACGGCAAAGAAAUUCCGAAGACCGAUAUCGCCAUGGCCUCCGCCGCCACCUUGGUCGCCGCCCAAUGCGUGGAGGCUGCCGAGGCGAUGGGAGCGGAACACGAUCAUCUCGCCUCCGUCAUUAACUCCGCCGUCAAUGUCAAGUCCGCCGGCGAUAUUAUGACGCUCACCGCCGCCGCCGCAACAGCAUUAAGAGGAGCGGCGACGCUGAAGUCGCGGGGGAUGAAGGAAGUGUGGAAUGCGGCGGCGAUUAUUCCGGCGGAGAAAGGGAUCGGAGCUUCAAGCAGCGGCAUUACUAAUACUAUUAUUAAUAUUGCUGAUAAUUCUAAUAAUAACAACAUUGUACUGGAUCGAAACUUCAGUGGCGAGCUUCAGCGCGGCUUGGUUCAGCUUCCACGUGAAGACAAUCUCCAAUCCCUCUGCUUCAGAGGAUUGCUUGCUAAUGGCUGUGAGCUCCUCAAACGCACCCGUAAUGGUGAUCUUCAUUGGAAAAUCGUCUCUGUUUAUAUCGACAGAACGAAUCAAGUUGUGUUGAAGAUGAAGAGCAGGCACGUGGCUGGGACCAUAACCAAAAAGAAAAAAAAUUUGAUAGUGGAGGUGAUGAAAGACAUCCCGGCGUGGCCGGGGCGGCAUCUUCUCGAGGGCGGGGAGGAGCGGCGGUACUUCGGGGUGAAGACGCUGCUGCGAGGGGUGGUGGAAUUCGAGUGCAGAAACCAGAGGGAGUACGAUAUGUGGACGCAGGGCGUGGCCAAGCUCCUAAUUAUGGCCGCCGAAAGAAUUUGCAGGUUUUGAUCUGUUUGUGAAUUGGCCUUCACCUGCCUUUGUUCUUCCAUGUACAACGGAUUUCUCCACCUUCAAAGGGGAACAGCACCAUUUCUGAAUUAUGAAACCCUUUUCUUUCCUUUCUUUUUCUUUUGUCUUUUUCUUUUGCUUUUCUAAAUUGUUUUCAGGGUCGUUCCUAUGAAUGGGGUUAAUAUGGGAGUUGGUUUCUUAGACUGCAAUUUGGAUUAGUCAAAAAGAACCAUUCUUUGAUUU